GCUUCACUGGACAAGGUAAAAAACUUUUCCAGCGAAACAGUAACGGACCGUUGACACGUCGUAACUUUACUUUCAGGACGUCACGCGCGUCCUGUUGAGUUUAAAUCCCUUCUGAAACUUGUUGGGUUUGUACUGAAAUGUCUUUAGCAGAGCAAAGCCUGCAGUGGUACCCCACCAGCGUUCAGGUAACGGUGCUCCAGGCGAGGGGUUUGCGGAUCAAGGGGAAAAAUGGCACCAACGACGCGUACGCCAUCAUGCAGGUGGCCAAGGAGAAGUUCAACACAUCGGUGUCGGAGAAAUGCGUCGCGCCGGUGUGGAAAGAGGAGGCCACGUUCGACCUGCCGCUCUUUCACUCCAACAACGCGGAGCGCUGCAACUUACAGGUGUGCGUGAUGCACCGGGCUGUGAUGGGACCCGACAAAACACUCGGGCAGGCGAAUAUCAACCUCCUAGACCUCAACGACAACAAAUCCCGUAAUAAAACAGAAUGGUUUAAACUGGUCAGCAAGACCGGAAAGGCAGAUAAAGACAGAGGUGAGGUGCUCCUGGACAUUCAGUUCAUGAAGAACAACAUGACGGCAAGUAUGUUUGACCUCUCCGGGCCGGACAAGUCACGAUCAAAAUUUGGGAAGCUCAAGGACAAGCUGAAAGGGAAAAAGAAAGAUGGUAUGUCGGAUUCUGCUUCCGCCAUAGUGCCGUCCGUCAGCCAGAUACUGACCGACAGUGAGGAAGAAGAGGAAACGCAUGUCACACCUGGAGCCAAAAAGAAAAAUAAACUCAAGUCCCUCUUCGUACCCAAGUCGGGUUUGCACCGUAACAUGUCUCAAUCAAUGUCCACACUCGCCACACUGCCUGAAAAAGACUCAGCCAUCAGUUUGAGCAGGUCAUCUGGCCUGAAUGUAGAGUCUCCUGAAGGCAAGAAGAAAUUCAAAUUUCUAAAACAUAAGCGCACUGGAAGCUCCGACAGCAAGGUGUCCCAAGGUGCCAGCUCUCUUGGACAGGGCACCGUGCAGAAUAGCAUGUGCAUCAACGGUAGUCACGUCUACACGGAAGAGCCGGAGACCAAAGCUUCCAGGGCUAGUUCCCCCUUUAGCCUAAACAGCUCAGGCCAUGGAUCCAUGGAAGAUAUACGCAGAGGUCACAGCAGAAAAACCUCCAACACCUCGGUGGACUCUCUUAAAACCUCAGACCUGCAAACUCAAGAAAAUGCAGCUGAAGAUAUGCGCAGAAAACAAGAGGAACAGAGGAAACAGGAAGAGGAAGUUAGGAAAAGGCUAGAGGAGGAAAAGAGGAGACAGGCUGAGGAGGAAAAGAGAGAACAGCUCCGUAGAGAGGCGGUGAGAAAAGAAGAGGAAAGGAAAUGGAUUGAGAGAGAGGAGGAAAGAAAGAGGAUAGAGAAGGAAGAAGAGAGGAAACUGGUGGAGAUGGAGGAAUUAAAGAGGAAGAAAGAGGAAGAUGAGAGGAAAAGGAUUGAGAGAGAGGAGGAAAGAAAGAGGAUAGAGAAGGAAGAAGAGAGGAAACUGGUGGAGAUGGAGGAAUUAAAGAGGAAGAAAGAGGAAGAUGAGAGGAAAAGGAUUGAGAGAGAGGAGGAAAGAAAGAGGAUAGAGAAGGAAGAAGAGAGGAAACUGGUGGAGAUGGAGGAAUUAAAGAGGAAGAAAGAGGAAGAUGAGAGGAAAAGGAUUGAGAGAGAGGAGGAAAGAAAGAGGAUAGAGAAUGAAGAAGAGAGGAAACUGGUGGAGAUGGAGGAAUUAAAGAGGAACAAAGAGGAAGAUGAGAGGAAAAGGACUGCGAGAGAGGAGGAAAGAAUGAGAAAAGAAAAGGAAGAGGAGAGGGAAAGGGUGGAGAGAGAGAUGGAGGAAAGGCAAAGAGUUGAGGAAGAGGAAAGAGAAAGGUUCGAAAAGGCGGAAAUGGUUAGAAUAAAGAAGGAACAGGAAAGAGUUAGACUGGAAGAGGAACGCAAACAGGCUGAAGAAGAGAGCAUUAGGGUUGAGGAAAGAAUGAGGGAAAUGGAGAAAAGGAAGAAAAUGGAGGAAGAAGAAAAGACCAGAUUGGAAGAAGAAAAACGGAGGAGAAUGGAGGAAGAGGAAAGAGCGAGGCUUGAGAAGGAAAGACAAAGGAAGGAAGAGGAAACUCAAAGGAUCGAGAUGCAACGAAGACAUACUGAAGAAGAGGAAAGGCUAAGAAAGGAAAAGGAAGCGGAGGAAAUGCAAAAAAGGAAAGUGGAAGAAGAGAAAAGAAAGACUGAGGAGAAAGAAAGUCUUUCUCUGAAAGAAAGGCUGGAAAAAGAGAGGUUGGAGAUUGAGAAGAAGAAAAUGGAAGAAAGGAUGCGAGAGGAACAAGAGAGAAAGAGGGCUGAGGAGGAAGAGAAGAGGAAGUUGAAAGAGAAAGCAACAGAGCAAGAGAGAAUCAGACAAGAGGAAGAAAAAGAGAAGCAAAGGAAGAUGAAAGAACAGACCAACACCACUGAGAUGAAGCCAGAGGUGAAGCCCAGGAGUGCUAGAUUGAAUACGGUGAUGAAAGCAGAGAAACAUGAUGUAAUUGGCUCAGAAUACGUCCCCUCCGCCAAUCCCUUCGAAGAGGGCCUCCCAUUCGACGAGAAUUCCUCCAAUCCCUUUGAGGUUCCUCAACCUGAAGCUCUCAGUUGCUCAGCCAAAGUAUCUGCAGUAAAGCCAAGUUCUUCUGUCUCUGGAAGAUUCUUUUCCCAAGCCUUGGUGCCAAACACCAACCCGUUCUUAGAUGACUCUAAUGCCAAUAGUGGCAACACAGAGAUCAUUGUCAGUCUUGGAGAUGGUGCAGAAAAGUCAGAGAACAAACGACGUGCCCCAAUGCCUCCCCAGAACAAGACUCAGAUUGGAAAACCAGAUGUUUCUUCAAGAGACCUUUCAAGUGCAUCAAUUACUGGAGCCACACAAACUUUUUCAUCUAGAGCAUCUGAGGACAGUGAAGACUCCGAUCUCUCUUGUUUACGACGAGACAAACGCCCUGCACCUUUACCACCAGAUGUCUCAAAGAACAAGCAAGAAGUUUUGAACUCCGAACAUGCAGACCCAUCUACAAAUUAUCUGCAUACUGGAGAAUGGAGAACACCUAGUUUUCAGGACAAAGGACAGUCUGGUAAAGAUGAGACAAGGAGCUCCAUGACAGACAUUUUAAGCAGUACCAGAUUACCACAUCUUAGCCAGAGUCAGCCCAGUAUUGAAGCAGAAACCAACCCUUUUAUAUCUGUUGGUUUAAGAACAGCUAAACACAACAAGGGGCCAGCACCAGCAAAGCCCUCAGCAAAAUCGAUAGAGAGUUCUGAACCUGAACCCAACAACCUAGCAAUUGAUAACCUAAAUUUGAAUGAAAAUACCAAAGUGAAAUCAGCUGGCAAGCUUGAUAACCUAUCUGUAGCUGACGUGCCUUCCACAAAACCUGAGCUUGUGCAUUCGAAUUAUACCGAUAGUCUUUCUUUAAGAGAAAGUGGACAAGAAGAAAUGCCAGCAAAGUAUAAACAAGACUCUCAUAGAGAAGUUGUUUCUUCAAGCUUGGAUUCAGUUCUGAAUGUAGAAAAUGUCCCGCUUGAGAGUGAUGCCAUGACUGGAGUCUCCAAAAAGAAGAGUCAGGCCCCAUUGCCUCCUGUGAAAUUGGCAACAAUUGGUGAACCGAACUCAACAAGGCAGCCUCCAGCAGGCGUACUAUUUGGUCAGCCCAAUUGGCAAGAUGAAGACAAGACGUUAACUAUUAAUAGUGAUGUUUCGACCUCAAGUUUUUCCCCAUUCCUAAUAAACUCAUCCUCAACCCCUAGCCAAGCUCUUGGAACAGUGCAUGAGAAGAAUGAGUAUGGUCCAGUGAGAUUGGAAACCGGUUACAUGUCAGGGCACAAGUUUCUUCCACAGGCCAGAGUGUCACCUAUUGAUGCACAGCCAGUUGUUGGGCAGAGUAAUGGAAGUGAAAGAGAGAGAACAGAGGAUCCUGCAUCCAAAUCCUGCAGGCCCCAUGCAGUGAAACCCCUGAGCACCACUGAGAGGCCACCAUAUCUUAUAGAGACACAAGACAAUUCCAGAUCCACUAAAAUGAUUGAUGGCGUGCAAGCCAAGAUGAAGGCCCCGGAGGCUAAAGGGACAGGGCGCUACUCGCAGCUGACCCACGAAGAGCUUGUCAACUUGUUGGAAAAGCAAAAAGAACAGCUUUCUCAGAAGGACUCUAAGAUUGUGGAACUGGAGCAGUAUAUAGACAAACUUCUGGUCCGUGUCAUGGAGGAGCAACCCAGCAUCUUAAUGUCCUUGAGCUCUUUGAAGAAGUCAGUUUGAGGGACUUCAAAUUGGGCAGAAGGUUAUACACAAUGGUUUUGUAUUAUACUGCGCACUGUAAUUGCAAAUGUGGGAUGAAAAGCAAUAUAAAGUUGUGGUGAAAUCACAGAGAUCUUUCACUAAAGCCAGUGGCUUAAACUUCUAGCACACUACUGAGCUGAAGAUCUGGUUGAUGUAUACCUGAUUUCUGAAGCCUCACACAAAAUUUUGAAAACCAAAAUGUUUUUAAAGACAUUUGGCUUGCUUCAGAUCCACCUAACCAUGUGAUUGUUUCAUGCACACUCUUGUACAUGUUGAACUAAGUCUAAUAUAUAUACGUACGUACACACACACAUAAUGUAUAUGUAUUUUUCCCAAAGUUCUUUAAUACUGUCCACUGUCUUUUCCAUUUGAAUUCGUAUUCAGUCAGGUGUGUGUGUAUUUUGUUUACCCUUUAUUGGUCAUCUAUUGUAAUUGGUCUGUGUUUUGGUCAAAUCGUUCAAGUAACAAAACAAAUGAAUAAAACUGUACACUCAAUAUGCAAAAUAUUUUAUGUAAAUUUGCAAAGCUCUAUUAUGUUACAGAACACUGUGUUGAUACUUAUGUCAACUGUUUCCUUUUUUAUAAAGCACUUUAAAUGAAUAAGUUUAUAUGUAAAUAUUGGAAACUGGAUCAUUUGUAUGCUAUGCCUUUUUAAUAUAACCUGGCAACUUUAUUAUUCUAAGGCUUUGAAAUAAAGAAUGUCACCGGUGUGGCCUUGCAGAGA
Molecule: messenger RNA, 5037 nt
Organism: Xyrauchen texanus (razorback sucker)
Lineage: Eukaryota; Metazoa; Chordata; Actinopteri; Cypriniformes; Catostomidae
Product: rab11 family-interacting protein 1-like
Exons: 6
Coding region: 138-4292 (1384 amino acids)
Biological process (GO): regulated exocytosis
Cellular component (GO): intracellular membrane-bounded organelle
Molecular function (GO): small GTPase binding
Source: RefSeq, a predicted model, not a curated record